GACCCCGCAAUGUGCCACGAGCUCCAAAUCUGAGCUUCAACUCCAAUCGCUUCAACCAUCUACUUUUUAGCAGCUUCCCAUUUCUGACGGUUGUUUCACCCCAUCUAACCGAGUCGUUUCAUUGUUGAACUUCCUCAUAAGCUUGUUUCGUUCCCACCUUCGCCCCACGAUAUUGUUCGCUUGACGUGAAACACCCAUUUCAUCGCUACGGUCGAAUAUAAAUGUCGGACCCCGCACCGGUCAACCCGGGGGUCGCUUCACCUCCUCCACCGGUGCCUAGUUCCGAGGAAGGCCGGGGCUCUUCGAAGACAACAUCGCCACUAGACGACCAUGUAUCUUCUUCUUCAGCUAUGACUCCAGUCGGCAGCUCAUCGUGUCCGCCCCCACCCUCGCUACCCUCUUCCACCUCCAAGGCCCCACCGUCGGUGUCCGGGUCGCGAACCACUGCUACCUCACCACCGACCACGGUGAGCGGCGGACUAGGGCCAGUUCUACUCCAUGGAGCGGGGCCAGCGCCCGGCGCCGCGAGCAUUGCGACCAUGUCUCUGAACCCCGAGAUGCCCUCCCGCGACUCGCAGCUGCACGUCGCCGAGGCACGCGCGGCGCUGAUCGCGUCCAUGUCCAAUAUGCUCGACAGCGAGCUGCAGUCGCGCGCGUCGGUCUUGCACGCCAACGCCACCGUACUGACGCGUCAAGAGCAAGACGUCGCGAGGGCAACGGAGGCGCUGCGCAAAGAGAACGACAAGCUUGCCAAGGUGGCCAAGGAUGCCGGGCGCAAGAUCAAGGAGCUCGGCAACGUCCAGAACUGGGCCGAGGUGCUCGAGAGGGACUUUUUAGUCUUGGAGGAGACUAUGCGGCUGGUGAGGAACGGUGGCGCGGACAGUGAGGACGACGAGAGUAAUUGUAGCGAAUGCAGUCGCUCGGCAAGCUAUUCGUCGGGCAGCGAGAGCGAAGGGGGGAGAAGUGGCAGUCGCACUAGAUCUGGCAGUCUAGCGGGCAGUCGCAAGAUCAGCGUAAGUGACCUGGGUGAGCGAAAGGGAGCCGGCGAGGAGAAAAGUCCUUCUAUCACCAAUAGCAAAAAGGAGAAGGGGAAAGGACUGGAUGAAGAAGGGGCUAGCUCUACUGCGGAAGAGAGGAGCACUGCUAGUCUGACCUCCAGUUUACGGGAUCCCGCCGCGAACGGUACCGUUUCCCUCGACGAAGCUUUCCUGGAAAGCCUGACUGAGGCUUUGGCUACCGACCUGCGCGUAGGAUCCACGGUGACAAAGCAGGGUACAUCAUGAAACUCUAGAACGAGGUAGGGCUUGGGAGAGCAAGGCGUUAUGAAGAGGAUGCAACAGGUCAGAUUUGAUGACUUUACGGCUUAACAGGCUUCGCGGCGCAUGGCACUUUUCUGGCAGGGGUACAUUAUUUUAUUUGUUUGUUUUGCUUCUUUGUGCUAUGUAUAUU
This is a messenger RNA of Xylaria bambusicola, 1449 nucleotides long. RefSeq lists its product as uncharacterized. Gene Ontology annotation, cellular component: BLOC-1 complex. The transcript has a single exon. Bases 222 to 1283 code for a protein of 353 amino acids. Gene Ontology annotation, biological process: endosomal transport. The record is from RefSeq and is a predicted model, not a curated record. NCBI's taxonomy places the organism in Eukaryota, Fungi, Ascomycota, Sordariomycetes, Xylariales, Xylariaceae.